AAAAAUGGACCCGUGUCUCUCUGUUUACAGUACUGGCCCUUUAAGGGUUAAAGCCCAGAAAGCGCUCCGCCCAGAGGAGAAGUAAGUGCGUCAACUUUUGUUUUUUGGAGUUUUCUCUUCCAUGUGUUGCGUGUGUACAGGACAUGAGUGAAGAUGAAUGAGGAUGCAUUCGAGGUCCCGGAGAGGACCGAGUACCGCUACCUGGUGCAGGAGGAGGACGAGGAGGAGGUGCAGUACGUCCGUCACAGACACUACAUCAACCCCCUCCUGGUGCUCUCCAGACGCUGCAUCUUCCUCAUCUGCCUCACCGUGUUCGCUCUGCUCUCGCUCGCCGCCUACCUGGGCUACGUGGCCCAGACGCUGCCGCCGGGCCUCGCCCAGGUGUCAACACACUGCGGAGAGUUCAGAGGAAGACACAAAAAUGGAGCUUACUCCUUUAAGGGCAUGCCCUACGCUGCUCCACCCGUUGGUAACCUGCGUUGGGCCCCACCAGCAGAACCGGUGUGCAAAAGCGGGGUAACCGACGCAGGCCGCUUCCGCAGCAUGUGCCCUCAGGUGCGGCCGAUGUUGAACACGGGGAAGGUGAUGGGCCAGGAGGACUGCCUCUUCAUCAACGUGUGGACGCCCACGCUGCAGCCUGACGCCAAGCUGCCCGUCAUGGUCUGGAUCCACGGAGGGUUCCUGCACAUGCUCAGUGGAGGAGAGCAGGGCUACUCGCCCACAGAGAAGCUCGCCAACGACACAGGAAUGGUUUACGUCAGCUUCAACUACAGACUCAAUGCAUUCGGCUUCCUGGCACUGGAGAUACUGAGAGAAGGUUCUCCAAAAAACACCUCAGGGAACUAUGGCUUCAUGGACCAGAUCGCGGCUCUGAAGUGGGUCCAGAGGAACAUUCACUUGUUUGGAGGAGAUCCUGGGAAAGUCACCAUAUUUGGACAGAGCUCAGGUGGGACAUCAGUGUGGACCCUGAUGAUGUCUCCGCUGGCAAAGAAUCUCUUCCAUGCGGCGGUGGACAUGAGCGGCUCGUACGUCUAUAACGCGACGCUUGAACAGGCCGAGUCCGACAACCUGGUGUUCCUGAAGAAGACAGGCUGCAGAGACCGGAGCUGCCUCCGGCGUCUCUCCAUCAGACAGGUCCUACAGGCCGUCCCGUGGCAGGAGUACCCCUCCUGGGCGGCAGAUGAGUUGACAGACCUCCCCGUGAGAGGGCGCCUCGUCGGUCCGGUGGCAGUGGUGGACGGGUACGUCCUCGAAGCUCCGCCUUUCGAGGUGUGGGAGAAGAAAGGAGAACACAGCGACGUUCCUUUCCUCAUCGGGACGACAGAGCAGGAGGCUGACUUCAGACCUCCGGCUGACAACAUCUCCAUGUGGACCUGGGGGGACUACCAGUGGUUUGUAACAGUUAAACUUCAGACCUUCAGCGAGAAUCUCCCCAAAGAGGCGUUGGACCUGUAUCCGAGCUCCAUCCCCUGCCCCACCACAGACCGCUGUCCAGAGAGGGCCUACACCACUAUGGUGUCCGACAUCAGGACCACCUGUCCCAACAACGACCUGGCCUGGAGGGCAGCAGUGGCCCUCGACAGUCCUGUGUAUCGGUACGUGGUGACGCACACGCCAUCAGGACCGGUCAACGCGUCCGGCGAACUGCUGCCGUUCCCCAGCCGCUUCUCCUUCCACUGUCUGGACGUCGUGGCUUUCUUCGGAGGGCUGGAGUUGGUCCUGGGGAAACCUCUCUCUGAUGGAGACAAGCGCUUCCAGGAUCUCAUCACACGCCACCUCGUCAACUUCGCCAAAACAGGUAAGAUGGAGGACGAGUGGCCAGAAUACCCAGCAGCCACUGCUCUCCUGUCCAGCGGCCUGUCGGUGGUCCAGAACUACUCGGCUGUUCGGUGUCAGCUGUGGAAGGAGAACGGCCUGUACGCCUACGCCUGGAUGAACUGACCACAGACGGCAGCUGAAGGCAGCGCUCACCUGACCACUCACUUAUUCAUCACUAGACUUUAUUAAAGUCACUGCUUUGUCGCGCCGAGGUGAGCUCGUCUCACCCGGCUCACGUCCUGCGGCAGCCAUUUGACUGGCUGUGAGUUUGAAAACACAUCGUAAGUGGAACAUUUUGUCGGUUUGAAGUUGCGUUUGAGUUCUCAGUAGCUUAACUGCAUUGUUAUGAAUUAUUAACAACGGCCAUAUCUGUGUUUAAAUAUCCCCAGACCUCCAUGGAUAAAGGGUCAGUUCACCAAAAUUACAAAAAAACAUAUCUACUCACUUAACCAUCCAUGCUGAUAAUUUCGGUAUUAUUUGUCCUGUCUGUCUCCAGCCCAGCACAAUGGAAGUGAAUAGAAUUUAUUCAGAAAUGACAGAAACGUGUCUUUCCAGAAACAAUGUCCUGGCUAUUCUGGAUUAUCCACAGACAUCACUGUGGACAGUUUUUAACUACUUUCUACUGAAGAAUACAAUCUAAACUAACUCAACUAUCUGUUACGCCACACACCGCUGGAGGUUAGAGAGAAGGUGGUUUUUGUUUGGGUGAACUGAGACUUUAACAAGCUGGAGGUCUGGCAGCACAGCACUGAAGUGACUGGACAUCAAACUGGGAGUCGGUUCAGAGUGAAGGAGCCUGACGGACGCAUGUAGACCAAAGGGACUGACGGUGGACUGUUAGUACAAUCAAGGAUUUUGAAGAACUAAAAAGUUAUCUUUUAUGUCAGGUCAGUGUGAGGUGUAAGUAACCCUGUAUUACAGUAAGGAAGAUGAUAUGAUAUGACCACCAAACGCAGUGAGUCCGCUCCGCCUGGACCCUCUGCUACACUGAAAAACACUACAUCAGAUAGCUCCAAACAGGUAAUGAGGAAGUCACUUCUCAGGAAACUUCCUUGUUUCAGCUCACUGACCGAGGACAGGGUCCAGGGGGUCCAGGGGGUCCAGGGUAGUUGCCUACUGCAAUCCAGCCAUGGUGAUGUGACUUUAAAAUGUUAUCUGAAGACUUUUUGUAGAAUUUACUCAACCUGAACAAGACUCAAAGCCUCCUGACGGUCUCUGGACCCUCUUUUGGGAACCAUUGCUAUGUUGGGAGACUUUUGAACUAACGCCGACGAGCACAUACUUAAUAAUGAGGUUCACGUUGGACUUUUGGUUCUCAGGUGCAGUCGUUUGAUGUCCACUGAAAGCGUUUGAGAAGCGGAGCGCCUUCCGCAGUUUGUUCUUCAGCAGACACAUUUAAAAUAUUGCUUCAAGUUGUUUCACCAACAUUUUUAGUUUGAGUUGAAGGAUCGUUCUUCAUCUGGGAAACAACAAACACAAACGCAUCAUGAGGUCCGCUUACUUGGUUUUUCCAGACUUUUCAGCUGCGUCUGAUGGCCUUGGCAGAUGGAGUUUGCUCAGUUGUCAUGGAGAUGACAGCUGACAGCGAUCACGUGACUGAAGUCCCAUACUUAGGUCAUGUGAUAACGACUCAACCAUCUCCAUGAAGGCCAUGAGAUGUGGCAGAAACCUCGAUGUGGAAACACGCCGCUUAUCUUUGUUUUCUGUCUAUAUUUCCUGAACAACGAUAAUCUCCUGCUUCACAGACUGUAGAGAGAAGUCACAUAAACAAGAACAAAACAUGCUAUAUCUAUGUAAAUAUUAGGUCAGUAAGGGAUAAAAUGCAUCAUUAAAUAUAAACCUUUUAAGUCAAUUGUCAAUAAAUAUCCGCAUUUAUAUUCAUUCACAGUAAAUUUCACGCUUCAGGAACGCAAGCCGCUUCGUCAGUAUUUGAACGGGUGCUUAAAGAUGCGAUGCAGCCACUUCCUGUGGACAUUAGUGGUUACAGCCUCGAGUACUCAAAGGGAAUUUGACUCGCGUGUCGGUGAAUACUUGACAGCUGAGACUCAGUUUCUUGCCAAGUAAAGUGGACUGGGGUUUCUAAAUCCAGGGGAAUAAUUGAAGUGAGAAAGGAAUGUGAGACACGUUAGCUUGAUUUUUUUGUUUUUGUUUUGUAGUAACCUUGGUGGUGUUUUUAUUCUGUGAAUGUGCUGCUGAGUCACAGGAUGUUUGUUUUGUGAACUUGUGAAGUCCUGCUGUUUGCACUGAUUCAUAACCUGAAGGCUUGGCCACUAAGUCUGUGCACCUUCCUGUGAACAUAUUGUAUUACAUGUAUGAACCAAGCUGUGUGUUUAUUAACUUUAUGUUCCUGGUUCAUUCCAGAUGUGCAUGAAACAGUGUUGUGAAUCAGAUCAGUUAACAGAGUUUUUAUUCACAAAUUUACACCCAGCUUUGUCUCAACACACACACUGCCACGUGGUUGUUUUUAACCACCUGUGAGCUCCGUAUUACUUUUUUAUGGUUUGUAAUUAUGCUUGACUUGUACUGGGACACUCGUUAUAUGCUCAAUAAAUUGACACCACGUGAA
This is a messenger RNA of Siniperca chuatsi (mandarin fish), 4384 nucleotides long. Its product is annotated as para-nitrobenzyl esterase. The coding region runs from base 154 to 1941 and encodes 595 amino acids. The transcript has 10 exons. The record is from RefSeq and is a predicted model, not a curated record. NCBI's taxonomy places the organism in Eukaryota, Metazoa, Chordata, Actinopteri, Centrarchiformes, Sinipercidae.